Molecule: messenger RNA, 2688 nt
Organism: Cygnus atratus (black swan)
Lineage: Eukaryota; Metazoa; Chordata; Aves; Anseriformes; Anatidae
Product: diacylglycerol kinase beta-like
Exons: 25
Coding region: 1-2682 (893 amino acids)
Biological process (GO): intracellular signal transduction; lipid phosphorylation; diacylglycerol metabolic process
Cellular component (GO): plasma membrane
Molecular function (GO): calcium ion binding; ATP-dependent diacylglycerol kinase activity
Source: RefSeq, a predicted model, not a curated record
AUGAGUGACGGGGGCUGGAUCUCGCUCAGCCCGGCCGAGUUCGCCCAGCUCCAGCAGUACACCGACUACUCUACCAAGAAGCUCAAGGAUGUCCUGGAGGAGUUCCACGGGGAUGGCGUCCUCUCGAGGUACAACCCCGAACAGCCCAUUGACUACGAGGGCUUUCGCCUCUUCAUGAAGACCUACCUGGAGGUGGAGGUGCCCGAGGAGCUUUGCCAGCACCUCUUCACGUCCUUCAAGCGGAAGAUAUGCCAGGCAUCCCCCGAGGCCCAGCGCCAGAGCACCGGCGUCCCUCAGUUUGAGCCAAAGUCACUUGAUGCUGGCAUCUCCAUCCAAACCGAGGUGGCCUGUGCCCCUGUCACAGGGAUCAACGGGAAAACGCUGCUGAGUGCCCUCGGGCGGCACGCGGCUGAGCCCAAGGGCUGCCACGGCAGCACGGCCGAGCCACCACCGGCGUCCCUGAGCCCAGCAUCCAUCACCAACGCCUCGCCCAGCUGGUCCCGGUCAUCCUCCCAGAAGUCCACCACUGGCACCCCCUCUGCUCACAACUCCUCAGGGUCUUCAAAGGUCUCCUCAGGUUCCCUGCUCAGCCCACAGUCGCCAGGCUCAAGGGGCUCGGAGAAGAGGUUGCCCUUCAGCCUCCGGAAAAGCCACAGUGCCCUGAAAGCUGCCCCCCCACACUCCCCAGCCUCCCUGGCUCAGGUGGUCUACUUGAAGGACAUCGUCUGCUACCUGUCCCUGCUGGAGAGGGGACGGGCGGAGGACAAGCUGGAAUUUAUGUUUCGCCUCUAUGACACCGACGGGAAUGGCAUCCUGGACAGCUCGGAGCUGGACCGUAUCAUCAACCAGAUGGUGCACGUGGCCGAGUACCUGGAGUGGGACUCCACCGAACUGAAGCCCAUCCUGAAGGAAAUGAUGGAGGAGAUCGACUACGACCACGACGGGAAUGUGACGCUGGAGGAGUGGAUCCGGGGCGGCAUGACCACCAUCCCCUUGCUGGUUCUGCUGGGCAUGGAGACGAACGUGAAGGACGACGGGCAGCACGCUUGGAGGCUGAAGCACUUCAAGAAGCCUGCGUACUGCAACUUCUGCCGCACCAUGCUGCUGGGCGUCCGCAAGCAGGGCCUCUGCUGCUCCUUCUGCAAAUACACCGUCCACGAGAGGUGCGUGUCCAAAGAGAUCGCCUCCUGCAUCAGCACCUACGCCAAGUCCAAGAGAAACACCAAUGUGAUGCAGCACACCUGGAUCGAGGGCAAUUCCCCCGUCAAGUGUGACCGGUGCCACAAGAGCAUCAAGUGCUACCAGGGCAUCACUGGCCUGCACUGCGUCUGGUGCCAAGUCACUCUUCACAACAAAUGCGCCUCUCACGUGAAGCCGGAAUGCGACGGGGGCCCGCUGCGGGACCACAUCCUGCUGCCUUCCUACAUCUGCCCGGCGGUCCUGGAGCGGCAGUCCCACUGCCGGAGGUCUGAGAGCGACUCCCCGGCCAGCACCAGCCCUGAGGACAGCCAGAGCUUCAAGUUCAACGCCACCACGGCGGACGGGCAAGGUCUGCAGAUCAGCCCCAGGCCCGGGACGCACCCCCUGCUGGUGUUUGUGAACCCCAAGAGCGGAGGAAGGCAAGGGGAGCGGGUCCUCCGAAAGUUUCACUACCUGCUCAACCCACGGCAGGUGUACAACCUGGACCGUGGCGGGCCCACUCCCGGGCUGAGCUUUUUCCGGGACACUCCGGAUUUCCGCAUCCUGGCUUGCGGAGGGGAUGGCACCGUGGGCUGGAUCCUGGACUGCAUAGACAAGGCGAACCUGCUGAAGCACCCGCCAGUGGCUGUCCUGCCCCUGGGGACAGGCAAUGACCUGGCCAGGUGCCUGCGCUGGGGAGGAGGCUACGAAGGAGGCAGCCUGAUGAAGGUCUUGAAGGACAUCGAGCACAGCACUGAGGUGAUGCUCGACCGCUGGCAGAUAGACGUGAUUCCCAGCGACAAGGAGGCCAACGGAGACCCUGUCCCGUACAGCAUCAUCAACAACUACUUCUCUAUUGGGGUGGAUGCCUCCAUUGCCCACCGCUUCCACGUCAUGCGAGAAAAGCACCCUGAGAAAUUCAACAGCAGGAUGAAGAACAAGCUGUGGUACUUCGAGUUCGGCACGUCAGAAACUUUCGCUGCCACCUGCAAGAAGCUCCACGACUAUGUCGAGGUGGAGUGCGACGGGACCCUGCUGGACCUGAGCACCACUUCCCUGGAGGGCAUCGCCGUCCUCAACAUCCCGAGCAUGUACGGCGGCUCCAACCUCUGGGGCGAGACCAAGAAGCAGCGCGGCUACAACCGGGUGAGCAAGAAGGCGCCGGAGAAGCUGCACGCCACGGUGGUCACCGACGCCAAGGAGCUCAAGUUCUGCGCGCAGGACCUCAGCGACCACCUGCUGGAGGUGGUAGGGCUGGAGGGCGCGAUGGAGAUGGGACAGAUCUACACGGGGCUGAAGAGCGCAGGAAGGAGGUUGGCCCAGUGCUCGUCUGUCACCAUCAGGACCUCCAAGCUGCUGCCCAUGCAGGUGGACGGCGAGCCCUGGAUGCAGCCCCCCUGCACCGUCAAAAUUACACAUAAAAGCCAAGUGCCAAUGCUGCUGGGCCCUCCCCAGAAGAGCAGCUUCUUUUUCCUGAAGAGGAGAAACCGAACUCGAGAUUAACCCGUG